GUGUGUUUUAUUUAUUUGAUUGUAAACAAAUCUGCUUUUCACCAUGCCUGGGUUAAUGAGUGUUGCAGAAUUUGUUGGCGAAGUACGAGAAGAUUAUAGUUCUCCUACGACUUCAUCUUUCGUUAGCAAAAUAGCUUUGUGUCGUCAAACUGUUACUGCACUGGAGGAGACACUUGAUUUUGACCGAGAUGGUUUAACGAAAAUGAAGAAAGCUGUUAAAGCCAUUUACAGCAGUGGAAAUUCUCAUGUUGACAAUGAAAAGUAUUUAUCCAAGACUUUAGAUAGGCUUGGGGAGAAUGCUGUAACUAAGGACCAAGAACCUGAUAUAGGAACAGCCUAG
Uloborus diversus is the source of this 340-nucleotide messenger RNA. Its product is annotated as arfGAP with SH3 domain, ANK repeat and PH domain-containing protein-like. Gene Ontology annotation, molecular function: GTPase activator activity. The transcript has 4 exons. Bases 44 to 340 code for a protein of 98 amino acids. Lineage: Eukaryota; Metazoa; Arthropoda; Arachnida; Araneae; Uloboridae. The record is from RefSeq and is a predicted model, not a curated record. Gene Ontology annotation, biological process: positive regulation of GTPase activity.